This is a messenger RNA of Rhipicephalus microplus (southern cattle tick), 3146 nucleotides long. RefSeq names its product elongation factor-like GTPase 1. The record is from RefSeq and is a predicted model, not a curated record. Gene Ontology annotation, biological process: cytosolic ribosome assembly. Gene Ontology annotation, molecular function: ribosome binding; GTP binding; GTPase activity. Lineage: Eukaryota; Metazoa; Arthropoda; Arachnida; Ixodida; Ixodidae. Gene Ontology annotation, cellular component: cytosol; ribonucleoprotein complex.
UUCAAGUCAAAGCCAUAGGUGCAAGCGUGUUUUAGGAAGCGUGCGUGUGUAUGUGCGUGCGAGUAUGUGCUGUAAACUUACGGCUCAAAAUGCAGUGAAAUCCCGACUGACACGUAGUGUUUGUGCAGAAACUGUGCGACUAAGACUGCCGUGAACCCUACUGGCUCAGUUUAUUUUCGCAUAUAUUUGUUGCGAUUGAAACUGGAACCAUGAAGCGAAUCUCUAUUGAGAGGAUUCAGGAGCUGCAACAGCGCACUCAAAACAUACGAAACAUAUGCAUACUUGCCCAUGUGGAUCAUGGGAAAACAACGCUGGCAGACUCGCUGGUUGCUAGUAACGGCAUCAUAUCGCAGAAAUUAGCCGGAAAGGACAGCAGAAAAGAUGAACAAGAACGUGGAAUUACCAUGAAGUCCAGCGCUAUCACACUUUUCUAUCCAAAAGGAGACCUGCUAGUCAACUUGAUAGACUCGCCUGGCCAUGUUGAUUUCACCAGUGAAGUCAUGGCAGCUGUUCGACUCUGCGAUGGGGCUGUCAUUGUUGUUGAUGUUGUGGAGGGUGUUUGUGCUCAGACUAAGGUGGCCCUGAACCUUGCUUGGUCCGAAAACCUGAAGCCGAUGUUGGUAUUGAACAAGAUAGAUCGCCUUAUCCUUGAGAAAAAAAUGACACCUCUGGAUGCCUACAUACACCUCCAGCAGAUCCUUGAACAGGUGAAUGCUGUUGUUGGCGAGCUUUUUGCUGCAGAUGUGAUGGAAAAAACGUCCAACGAAGUAUACACGGACAACUUUACUGAGAACUCUGAUGAUGCCCUGGUUUUCGACUGGACAAGUGGUCUUGAUGACGCUGAUGACUCCACCCUGUACUUUUCCCCAGAGCAGGGAAAUGUUGUGUUUGCCAGUGCUGUUGAUGGCUGGGGAUUCAGUACAUCUCAGUUUGCUCAGUUGUAUGCUGAGAAGCUGGGCAUGAAGAAACAAGUUCUUGAGAAAACGCUCUGGGGAGAUUACUAUCUUAACGCCAAGACUAAGCGCAUCCUCAAGGGGGCUCAGGCCAAGUGCAAGAAGCCUCUGUUUGCCCAGCUGAUUCUGGAAAACCUUUGGGAGGUUUAUGAUGCUGUGUGCUGUAGACGCGACAAGCUGGCCAUGGAGAAAAUUGUGAAGUCGCUUGGUGUGACGUUGACCGCACGCGAUGCUCGUCACAACGAUCCUCGUGUCCAACUGCAAGCCUUAUGUUCACAAUGGCUACCACUGGCUGAUGCCUUUUUAGAAAUGACAAUGCUGAUUCCCAGUCCGGCUGAGCUUCCUGAAGCGAGAGUUGAGGCACUAAUGUGCCCACCAUCUCGUUCCUUUGAUUCUCUCCCAGAGGAGACACGCCAGCUGCGAAAAGCUUUUCUAGACUGUUCGCCAUGCGAUGAAGCUCCGGUAAUUGUUUGCAUCUCCAAAAUGGUCGCAGUGGAGACAAAACAACUUCCCGAGAAGAGAACAAGGCUGCUGAGUCUUGAAGAGAUAGCUCAGCGAAGGGAGCAAGCUCGCCAACGACAUGCAGAGAGAAUGGCCUUGGCUGCUGCAGAUUCGGUUUCAACUCCUGAUGAGCAGAUCAAUGGGGAAUCUGCAGUCCAAGAGGAGGUAGUGUCUCAAGAGAGAGAGGAGGACGAAUCGACAUUUAUUGCAUUUGGUCGCGUGUUCAGUGGCACGCUGAAACGAGGCCAGCGAGUAUAUGUGCUUGGUCCAAAGCAUGACCCAGCAAAAUUUCUUGAGAAGGCUAUGACUGUCGAUCCUGCCCGGAGGCUGAAGGAUUUAGGCCCAGAAGAACACGUUACUGUUGCAACAGUAGAGAGGCUCUAUCUGCUCAUGGGAAGGGAACUGGAGCAGCUGGAAUGUGUUCCUGCUGGGAAUAUCCUUGGCAUAGGAGGACUUGAAGAACACGUGGUGCGCACAGCCACACUGUCCACUUGUACAGCCUGUGCACCCUUUGCGGAUAUGCGGGGCCCUGUUACACCCAUUCUACGGGUGGCCCUUGAGCCGCGGCGUCUAGCUGACAUGGCCACCCUAGUGCGGGGCCUCAAGUUGCUGCACCAAGCUGACCCCUGCGUCCAGGUGCUCCUUCAGGAGACAGGCGAGCACGUGCUACUUACCGCGGGGGAAGUGCACCUGGAGCGAUGCCUCAACGACCUCACUGAAAGGUUUGCAAAAGUUGAAAUCAAUGUAUCAGACCCAAUUGUGCCCUUCCGAGAGACCAUUGUGGAGCCACCAAAAGUGGACAUGGUAAAUGAGGUUAUAGAAGACAAGAAUUCCGUACAAAGGGCACCAAAGGAAGAGGAAGAUGACAGCGUUGCCGAUGAUGGGACUGUAACAAUUUUCACUCCGAACCGGCAAGUCACAAUCAAACUACGAGCACAACCACUCCCAGAGGAAGUCACAGAGCUGCUCGAGAAGCACACGUCACUUAUUCGAGACUACGACCAGGCACUGUCAUCCCGAAGUCGGAAGCUGCCAGAAUCUCUCUCCAAGAACAUUGGGGAACUUCGGAAGGCCUUGGCCAAAGCGUUUGCAGAGAGCGGUUGGCCGGAAGAGACAAUGGAUCAAAUUUGGUCUGUUGGCCCCCGUAGGUGUGGGCCCAACGUGCUCCUUAAUAGGAUUCCUAGGUUUAAGAAGACACCAGUGUUUCAAGAAGGUCUGCACUGUGCCAACUCAGCUAGGCUAGAGGAGGGUGAUGUGGACAUUGCAGGUGUGGAAUCUUUUGAGCAGCAGUGGAAGACUGGUGGUGGUGGUGAGAAAAAAGACAAGAGUCGUAGCUUUGAGUGUGCUGCAAGGGGUUCAACGAGUGGGGUUAAGACAUUAACUGACUACGACCACAGUUUCGUGAGUGGCUUUCAAUUGGCAACACUGACGGGACCCUUGUGCCAGGAGCCAAUGAUGGGUGUGGCUUUUGUGGUAGAUCAGUGGGACCUGGACAUGUCCGGGGAAGAUCCAGGCACUUACGGACCACUUUCUGGCCAGAUCAUCUCAACCGUCAAGGAGGGCUGCCGACGUGCUUUUCAAGCCCAGCCGCAGCGGCUCCUGUGUGCUAUGUACAGCUGCACCAUCCAGGCCACAUCGGAUGCUCUUCGUGAGUGUCUAUUCAAAUUUUUCGUUUCGAGGUCACAUCCUUAG